This is a messenger RNA of Schizosaccharomyces japonicus yFS275, 2377 nucleotides long. RefSeq lists its product as hypothetical. The record is from RefSeq and is a predicted model, not a curated record. The transcript has a single exon. Bases 868 to 1713 code for a protein of 281 amino acids. Lineage: Eukaryota; Fungi; Ascomycota; Schizosaccharomycetes; Schizosaccharomycetales; Schizosaccharomycetaceae.
CGGCGGUCGCUUACUAUUUUACCGUUCUCAGAAUUAUGUUAAAACUGCCGCUCUUCCGCAACAAUUCACUAUUCCUCUACCAAACAGAGUCAAUUGAUACACACGGAACAAACCGUGACUCUCCGGACUGCUGGCAUCGAACGUUAACCACAACACAGACUCCACCAAAGAAUUACUCUACAAACACUCAGGACCAAACAGACUAUUUAGCAAGGCUCGUCCGUCGGUCGACUCGCUAGCUAUUGUUUGUACCUAUCAAUUACCUGCACGCGACUCGCUGAACUUUCGGUGAAAGCUACUUGGUCGUCGAAUUAAGGACGUCUGAUUUGUGAUAGUACGAGACGAAGUUUACGUCUCGCAGAGAUAUUUGAUAUCAAAACCCGACUCAGAAUCGGCAAAGACAUAUACUUGAAUUAAGGUGUACAGAGUCUUUUGUUAUCACACUCUCCCGUGUUCUCCUUUUUUUUUUGUUCCUUUCGUUUGUUUCUCAAUCUUCGUUUGAAGUGUCUACCAAUCUUCCCCAUACGCCAGACGUAUUAGAGGUUAGUCGUAUUUCCCGCGUUAUCGGUAAAAAGCCGGACUUUCUAAUUGCUCUACUUUCACUGCACAUAUUGCGUCUCUACCACCUGUUUAAUUAGGUCUUUCCCCUCUCAAAUCCACGGAGUAAGACUAUCACCCUUUUUGGCUUGUUUUUCAGUUCGUUAUUUAUAAGUUGGUGUUUGGCAAUUCCAUUCUCACCCUUCCUCUCUUUGCACACAGAAUCUCUGUUAAAGGUGAAGCUACAUCGUCCAGUAUCUGGCUCUCAAGUGCUUUGCUUCGAUUUUUUCCCAAUUUUUAAGUCAUAUUUCUUUCUCUUUCGUUUUCGCCAUGUCUGCCGUUGCUCUCGUUGCUUCCAAUGAACGUCGUCCAAAAAAGGAGACGACCAAGCGUUUCGGUAUUGAUGUACUGGCUGCAGGUGCUGCUAGUGCUAUGAUCACACCCUUCAUUCUUACCAUUGAUCGUUCUAUUGUUGAAAAUACAAGUGGUCGGAGCACUCUGCUACGUUCCAUCGGUCACUCGGUCGCGCAGAUACUUCGUCGCCCAGUUUCUUUCAUCUGCAGUGCGCCUUACGCUCUUGUUUUCAGCUUGUAUUUUGGAACUUACAUUGCCGCUAAUUCCCUUGAUACAUAUGAGAACAUCAAGACGAGGAAUCCUGUGUAUAAGGUGGAGACCGGCGGCUUUGUGAAGUUUUCAACAGUUACCGCCACGAACAGUGGUCUGAGUAUUCUGAAGGACAGUUUCUUCACAAAGUUCUGGGGAAAGGGUACACCCCAUGCACUUCCCGGAAAAUGCUAUGCUCUCUACGGUCUACGUGAUGCGUUGACUGUUGCUUGUUCUUUCAAUCUCCCUCCUCUUAUUGCUCCCUACUUGCCAGGUGGAUUAGUCACUGCUCAAAUGUUGACUCCAUGUGCUGUUCAGUUUGUCAGUACUCCUCUUCAUCUCUUGUCCCUCGAUAUCUACAACCGCCCAGAAAAUCUGAACUUGACGGCAAGAAUGCUUGAGGUUCGUAAAAACCUGAUGAAAAGUAUCUUUGCUCGUAUGCUUCGUAUCCUUCCUGCGUUUGGUAUUGGUGGUGUUGCCAAUCGUGGUAUUCGUACAUCAUGCCUUGAUAAUCUGCAACGCAAGGGUGAAGCUUUCACAGCAGCUGAAGUGAAGGCUUCGCUACAGCAGUAAGUGACUGAUUUAAACCUUCGUAUACGAAAUUGUUAUGAUUACUCCGCAAGUUUGUUUCUUGCUUUUGUUCAAGUAUGUGCGGUUAUCUAUUUGGUCGUUUCUAUAAAAGGUAUGCCAUAAAAUCACUUUUUAAUGUCGCGCUACUCUGACACUUGCGAGUGACGCGCAGCGGAAAUUGUUUUUUUUCCCGCAUAAUGCUUUGAGUGAACUACAUUUGCAUAAUGUUGUGAUAUAGCUUCGUAUUGCACAUUACGUUGUUUCGCCGAGCCUCACUGGUUUUUUCUUCGCUUUUUUUUUGGUUUUGGGGAAUUCAUUACCACUUCACAAUUCCGUAAAAUGUCACUAUAGACUAUCACAUCCACAUUUCCUAAGGUUUGAGAUUUCGUUUCUUAUGACUGUUUUCUUUGUAAGCGCAUAAGCUGGUGUUUUGCUUCUGCUUUGCCAGGAAACUCGAAAACGGACUGGUUUCAAAAUUACAUAGAUAGUCCGCGGGAAUCGAGUGUCUGACAUCGUAGAUGCAUUCAAUUUAUGUGUGAAUUUCUGUACACGUAAAGGCUCCGUUUAAUCCUUGUCAUACGGCAUACGGUUCACUUUUGCCCAUUCAUAUAGCUAUUUGAGAAAAAUAAAAUGUUAACACUUUUAAUAUAGCUUUUCUGAUAACCCA